Nylanderia fulva is the source of this 1602-nucleotide messenger RNA. It is a transcript of the gene nudC, whose product is annotated as nuclear distribution C, dynein complex regulator. Gene Ontology annotation, biological process: protein folding. NCBI's taxonomy places the organism in Eukaryota, Metazoa, Arthropoda, Insecta, Hymenoptera, Formicidae. The record is from RefSeq and is a predicted model, not a curated record. Gene Ontology annotation, cellular component: cytoplasm.
GGUUUAGUCGAUAAUUCGAGAUGUUUCGUAGAAACGUGCGUGUAGCAACAAGCUUCGUUAUAAACGAGCAACAGAAAACGAAUUACUGUGGCCUUUUUUUUUAGAAAGCGGACAGUCAAUUUACGGACAUUCAGGAAAUGACGAAAAAAGAAGAGCAAUUCGAUGGAAUGUUGGCGUUGGCGCAACAACACGAAGGCGGUGUGAAAGACUUACUAGAUACCUUCUUCAGUUUCCUGGCGAGAAAAACAGAUUUUUAUACCGGAGGCGGUGAAGGAGCAGCUGAACAACUUGUUAUGAGCAAAUUUAAGAAGCAUGAAGCUAAUGCGUUAGCCAAAGCUGCUUCUGAUAAAGCGGAAAGAAUUGAACAAGAAAAACGACGUAAAGAGAAACUCGAGAAGAAAAGAAAAGAAGAGCAAGCUGAAGAAGAAAAGCUAAAUAAUGAUUCUAGAAUAGUCGAAUUAACGGAUGAACAAGCUGUUAAGUUACAAGAGGAAAUAGAUAAUAAGAAAUUAGCAAAGGACAUUGCUGAUGCGGGUCCUAGUGGUGAUCAUAGUGAACAUUCUAAAAAUAUCGAGGACAAGAAUGAUGAUUCCAAGGACGACAAUGCGGAUGAGGAAGAAGAAGAUGAAAAAGAAAAAAAUAAGCUGAAACCUAACAGCGGUAAUGGCGCAGACAUGCCGAAUUAUAGAUGGACACAAACUCUUGGAGAAGUAGAAAUUAGAGUGCCGUUAAAGGUAAAUUUCUCCGCUAGACCGAGGGACGUGGUUGUGACGAUCACAAAAAAGUACCUAAGCUGCGGACUGAAGGGUCAUCCGCCAAUUCUUGUCGGGGAUUUGCCGCACGAGGUCAAACUCGAGGAAUCUACUUGGGUAAUCGAGGACGGGAAAGUGUUGCUGAUUAAUCUGGAAAAGGUGAAUAAGAUGCAGUGGUGGGCUCACGUAAUAACGAGCGAACCGGAAAUUAGCACAAAGAAAGUAAAUCCCGAACCUAGUAAACUUUCUGACCUCGAUGGAGAGACAAGAGGCCUCGUAGAGAAGAUGAUGUACGAUCAGAGACAGAAGGAGUUAGGACUUCCAACAUCCGAUGAACAAAAGAAACAAGAUGUUAUCAAAAAGUUUAUGCAACAACAUCCCGAGAUGGAUUUUUCUAAAUGUAAAUUUAAUUAAUUUAAUUGGUUGAAUUAUAUUGAAACGCUUAAUAAUACUCUAAGAUUAUACAUUGGUACUACUAAGAUUGUAUUUUGCUUUUUAUUAUCACAAUGUAAUGUGCGAUUCUCUGCGUUCAUGGCUCUGUGUAUGUUUAAGAGAAUAUGCGAUUGUACACAUGUUUUAGUUGCAGAAGAUGGCACCACUAUGUUAAACUACGUAAAGAUACAGAAUUCUACUAUCGAUUGAAAUGUUCUUUGAUUAUUUUUUUAUUUUCUGCGCCGUUUUUUUUUGUAUUUUACUUAUCUAUAGCUUCCAAGAAAACACGGAAAUGCAUUGCACACUCAGAAUAUAAGUAAUUUUUAUAUUACAUUUCUCAUCUACCGACUUCGUCGAAUAGAAAGAAAAUGGAUUAGAAUUGUACACGAUGUAAGAAAUAAAUAUUAUGUAAACGUUU